GCAGACAUCACAGGUGCCUUGUUAGAUGUUGACGGUUUGUUUAUCACGUAAGUGGCUGUUAUUUCUUUGAAAGCAGCCUUUAAAGACAACUUGGAUUUGGUUAGCAUUUACAGCUGUGUGCUUUACAAUGUUCCUGUACUGGAGGAAACGGGGAGCUUAUGAGCUCGAGUCCCUCCCAUCCUCUCUGACAGAGUUAGGGGUGGAACGGUACUCGUGGUCUUCCUCUCUGGAUGUUAUCUAUGAUGUCUAUGAUGAGAAGGCCGCUCAGGAAGAGGAAUGCAUGAUGUGUCAGCAUCCAGACUGCAUGGACCACCGUCACGCCACAAAGGUGUGUCAUCAUCCAGACUGUCAGGAAGUGAACAAUAAAUCCCCUCUUUACCUGUGUGAGUCAUGCGAUUCUCGCUGUCACCUGGAUGAGACUGACAAUAUGCACUUUGACCGGCAUCCACGCUUUGACGUACAGCCACAAGGUUCCAUCCUGGCGCGAAAUGUGUCCACGCGGUCCUGUCCCCCCCGCACCAGUCCCCCUUCAGACCUGGAGGAAGAUGAAGAAGGAACCAGUGAACGAGUGGAACGCAAGACAGGAGGACUGAAGAUGAAAGGAAAAGAGGGAAAGAAGCCCAGACGACGCAAUACUGAUGACCCAAGGAAGGAAUGCUUCACGCUUAAGUUUGACCUGAACAUUGAUAUUGACACAGAGAUCGUUCCUGCAGUGAAAAAGAAGACGCUACGAGAGGUUCUCGCACCAAUUUUUGAACGGAAGGGCAUCGAAUUUUCCCGGGUUGAUCUGUUUUUGGACCAAUCAAACACUCCGCUCUCGCUCCACUUUGAAGCAUAUCGUUUUGGGGGACAUUACCUCAAAGUGAAAGCUCGACCCGGUGAUGAGUUAAAGGUAGAGCAAAGCGUGAAAGAUUUCCGCUCUCUCAGUCUACCCAACAUGAAGCCGACAGUAGGUGGCAGUCUCUACAUCCUCACACCAGGCAGUGAGAGGACUGAACACGGGUCACUGUCACGGCGAGAGAGCAUGGACAUACUGGGUCAAGCCCGACGGCGGAAAAACAUGACCGAGUUCCUGGGUGAUGCAAACAUCCGAUGCCCUGAUACUCAGGCCACGCUGAGCGGGUCGCUGCCAAGCGUCGCUCCCGGAGGGUCUCUGUCAGGUGUGGGUAACGGACCCGACAACUGGAAGAACCGUGCCUCCAGUCGGAUCAGUGUGUUUUUUGGUGCUGGAUCUGGAAAGGAGGUGGACCGCGUGGAGUUUCUUCAUACUAAGUUGGAUGCGUACAAACUGUUUGGUUUGCCCAAGGUUCCCUCUCAGCUCGCCUUUCAUCAGGACUCCUGGGAGGAGGAAGAGGAGGAACCAAACCUGACGAUGGAGGACAGCUGGAGACAACUACUGGAUGACCCAGAGAGUUUAGGUCGUCGUCAGUUUCAGCAACAAGAGGCGGUAUGGGAACUGAUCCAAACAGAGGCUACGUAUAUCAAGAAACUCAGUGUCAUUACUGAUCUCUUCAUGUGUGGCCUGCUGAAUCUACAGGACAACAGUCUGCUGUGUGAGGUGGAGACUUCGCGCCUCUUCAGCAACAUCCACGACAUCGUACGUCUGCACAAAACAUUUUGGGUACAGGUGAUGUUUCCAGUUCUGGACAAGGCACGGCGGACACGAAGCCUGAUCGACCCCACGGACCUGCAGGAGGGGUUCAGUACGUUUGCAUCCAGAUUUCAGCCGUAUGUCCGGUACUGUAUGGAGGAAGAGAGCUCUUUGGAGUACAUGCGUUCCCUGCUGAGAGAGAAUGAACUUUUUAAGAUCUACAUCACGUGGGCCGAAACAAAUGAGCAGUGCAAUCGUCUGAAGCUGGCGGACAUGCUGGCCAAACCUCACCAGAGACUCACAAAGUAUCCUCUGCUCCUAAAAACGAUUCUGAAGAAAACUGAUGAUCAAACCACCAAAGAUGCCCUAAACAGCAUGGUGUCGUGUGUGGAGGGCUUCAUUUACGGUGUGGACUCUCAAAUGCGUCAGAGACAGGAGAAGCAGAAACUGGCGGCCAUUUCGGCUCGAGUGGAGUCGUACGAGGCUGUGGAGGGAGCGAGUGAGGAGGUGGAGAGGGCUCUUAAGGAGUUUAAUCGCUUUGACCUGAUGGCACCUAUGAUUGACACAUCACCUGAAGAGACGAGACAACUUCACCUGGAGGGGGCGCUCCGCAUGAAAGACGGCAAAGAUGGCAGGAUGGACGUUCAUUGCUUCCUGUUCACUGAUUUGCUGUUGAUCACGAAACCGGUGAAGCGUUUAGAGAAGGUGAAGGUCAUCAGACAGCCUCUUCUGCUUCAUAACAUCGUGUGUAAGGAGCUAAAAGACCCAGGCUCAUUUGUGCUCAUCUACCUCAAUGAGUUCAAGAACGCUGUGGCCGCGUACUCAUUCCAGGCCAACAGCGCCCCCCAGGAACGGAGCUGGACUGACGCUAUCUGCAAUGUCCAGAAUCAGCUGCAUCGGUUGCGCUCUGAAGAAGCGAAACGUCAGAAAGCUUGUCUGAAAAAGAAGAUCGAGGAACAUCAGGAAGACGAAGAGAGCUGUAACUCCACCACCAGCUCACCACAUCUCAGACACAAAGAUCACAACAACAGCCAAUCAGAUGGCUCCACUGAAACCCUCUCGGUGAUGGAUAUGGAUGAGUCUGGAUCUUCUCUAGAUCCCUCCACCAUGCAAGCUGACCAAGGUGAGACUCCAGAACCUGAAGCCGAUCUGUCCUCUCAUCCACAGCAGAACGCCGAAUUUGAGCCGCAUCCGGACGGUCAGGAUGGAUCAGACCUAGACCCACAAUGCUGGUCGAUGUCAAUGGACAGCGCCUAUGGCACACUCUCACCCGAGUCCACGUUGGAAGUGCAGGGCCGAGUGGUUGCAGUCGAAGAAGAGGAUUCGGAGGAGGACAAGGGGAACACGACAGCAGAAGAUGAGGAGCAGGAGAAUGUGGACAAGGAUGACGAUGAAGACGACAGAAGCUCAUUCGGUUCUCAAAACUCAGUGGCAGAUUCUCUUAAACUCAAGCGACAACCGCCAGUCCGGUGUCGUCUGCCCUUUCUGCAGAGACUCGCCAUCAAAUGCCUCUCGGAGGACAACCUGCUCUCCUCCUUUCAGCACAGUAACCAUGGUGUUACCAGGGCAGCGACCGACUGCACCGGAAUUCAGCGGAAAAGGGUGAAAUGUUUAGAGGGCGUGCCGCUCAGUAGGAGCCUGUCGGAGCUCAACAGUGCUGAAUCGGACGAAUCUCUACCGACGGAUGGAGAGACCGAUGAAAGCGACAAACUUAUGCGUAGCUUACCCACUGUCAUGCUUUUGGACACACUAAAAAAAGCUAAAAUAGCACAUGAGGCUGGUGGUGUUCACUGCAGUGCGUCUGAUGGGGAGAUAUCGCCCCCUAGUGGUUUGGAGAGAAUGGGCCGCAGUAAAGGACCCAAUCACAAAAAACUCACACGGAAACAGCUUUACAGGAUACGGACCGCACUGGUGCUCAACUCGACACUGACAGCUUCAGAAGUGUAGCAUCUUUCUAUCACAAACUGAGUUUGAGGUAAACCUGGUGGGACUCAAUUCUGCAAGACGCCAAUGCACUCGAACCGCUGAACUCUCUGAUUGCCCUCUCCGUUCCCUCUUCAAGUCGGCAUGGGUGUCCUAAUGUGUCCCUUUCCCCCCCAAAAACUGCGUAGCUUUACUGUCCUUUCGUCGACAGGAGGGGCAGAUGACAGACUUAUUAACUUGUUGCACUUUGUAAUACACAACUUUAAAGGAGGUCAAAGCUUUCAGUGGAACUCUAGGGAACAAAAGUGUGACCAGAACCUUUACCCCGGGACAUUUGAGGUAAAGACGGGUCAUUUCGGUGGAUCGGAAUCCACUGAAUAUGAGGAAAAAUUGGUGUACGUUGAAUUCCCGAAACACUGCACUACUGCGCGUGUGUGAUUGUGUGUGUGUGUGUGUGUGUGUGACUGAGUGAAUGAUCCUGAACCAAAAUAAUCACUGUCUUUACAUUCAGAUAUCUUGAGUAGCAACUAAAGCACGUUACAGAUAUACGUUUGGACCAGUGUUACUUUAAUAUCGCUGUCAUGCUACUGCUUACACAAUCACAAACCCUUAUUUAGGCUAUAGAUCAUUUACUGUAUACAUGUCGUGUGGGUCAAGUUUAAAUAACUGUAUUGUCAGAAGCAUCUGAGAUCAGUUUAGGAAACCUAAUCUAUAGGUUGUAUUCAUAAUAGAAAUGAAUAUUACAUCUGUGAAAAGCGCUAAAGACCAUCUGCUGUGGUAUCUGUCUCGAGUCCGAGGUGCUGAUCUCAGUGCAGUAUUCUGGUUUGUUACGUUUGAGGGUUCAGGGAAAGCUGUCUGACCCUAGAUCAGCACUUCAAGAGCUUUUACAUAACACUGAACAUUAUAAGGGUUUGUAUGUGAAAGCUUCUGUAAGCUUUCAUAUAUUAACGUAUGAGUUAUUUUUUUUGUAAAUGUAUGAUCACACAGACACUGCUGUUACCAGAAAAGGUAAACUGAAUUUGUCUGCUCUUCUGAAAUCUCCUUUUUGAAAGAUAAAACUGCCCAAAGUAAAUAAUAUGGUGUAUUAUAUGUUUACUUAUUAGGGUUCUUGUGUUUGUUAUAUUUAUUGAGCUUGCAUUGUUUUAUAUAUAAAUAUGGUCUUUAAUAGUAUUUCAGUUCACUGUAUUGUUUUGUUGUCAUUUGUCGAAUUGAUUUUGAAAUGCUAAGAACCAAAAUAACAUUGUUUCCCCUAUGUGAGGACGUGUUCCUUUAAUGUCUUUAAAAAUAAAAGACGUCUUUCUGAAUCUAAAA
This is a messenger RNA of Paramisgurnus dabryanus, 4825 nucleotides long. It is a transcript of the gene plekhg5b, whose product is annotated as pleckstrin homology domain containing, family G (with RhoGef domain) member 5b. Gene Ontology annotation, cellular component: plasma membrane; endocytic vesicle; axon. NCBI's taxonomy places the organism in Eukaryota, Metazoa, Chordata, Actinopteri, Cypriniformes, Cobitidae. Gene Ontology annotation, biological process: Rho protein signal transduction; endothelial cell migration. Gene Ontology annotation, molecular function: guanyl-nucleotide exchange factor activity. The record is from RefSeq and is a predicted model, not a curated record.